GACAAGCGUACCACAGUGAUGGUAAAGGAUGUGCCCAAUAAGCUAUCCCGUCAGGAGCUCGUCGACAUCCUCAACCAGGUUGUGCCGGGCGAGUUUGAUUUUGUCUACCUGCGCUUUGACUUCAGCAACCACUGCAAUGUCGGAUAUGCCUUCGUGAACUUCACUUCCACUCGUGCCCUUCUUCACUUUUACCGUGCGCGAGUCGGUAAGCGUUGGAACAUGUUCUCGAGCGAGAAGGUCCUUCAGCAGACCGUGUACGCUACCAUUCAAGGAAAGAUCGCCUUGGUCAACAAGUUCCGCAACUCGGCAGUCAUGGCGGUCCAGGAAGAGUGGCGUCCGCAGAUCUUCUACUCGGACGGCGCUCUGCGAGGCCAGCCGGAACCGUUUCCGGAGGUAACGCGCACCCAACGCCGACAUUGGCUGACAGCAGUCAGACUCCAUCUCUCGAGGCCAGCGCUCAGCUUCCUCCUCUCAGCUUUCGUUCCUCUCAAGUACGUCCACUCUUGACACUUCAGCUCCGCUUUCAAGCCGUCAUUGACGGCAGGUCCUUCGGCAGACCGAGGUAGCUACGACUUCCAGUGAUCCCACCACGCCUCAGCUCUGAGCCAAGUCCCAUUC
Cutaneotrichosporon oleaginosum is the source of this 618-nucleotide messenger RNA. RefSeq lists its product as uncharacterized. Lineage: Eukaryota; Fungi; Basidiomycota; Tremellomycetes; Trichosporonales; Trichosporonaceae. The record is from RefSeq and is a predicted model, not a curated record. Gene Ontology annotation, molecular function: nucleic acid binding.